GGUUUCGCUGUCAUUGUUUCGCUUCUUGCAAUGGACAAACGUCUCGACAAACCUCAAACAUGGCGCCAGUUCUCGCGACUACCCUCAACAGACUAUCGCGAGAUUCUCUACUUGAUCUCGCGGUAAGAUGGCUCGAUCAAGACCGGGCGGCUACGCCAUACCUUUGCAGCAAUCGCAGACUAUUCGAGGCCGACGAGGAGGAUUAUCUGUAUGCGCCGGCUGCAACUGUCGCAGAAUUACGCAGGAUAUACAAGGAACUGCAGAAAGAUUCAUCUCUGGCUUCAAAAAGGAACGUCAUCGAUCGAGUAAUCGACGGCGAUUGGCGUAGGGGGUUCACCUUACACCAACAUGCAAUGGUUGACUUUGCAUACUUGGAACAAAACGACACUGCGCUGAGAUGGUCGGCUCUACGCCUAGUACCACUAGAAGCAGCGGAGGAAAGCUCAUCAGAAGACUCUGACACUCAGCCUCCCAGUAAAAGGCGGAAACACAACUACGACGACGCGGAAACGAAAUAUCCUCAGAUCUCGGCGCAGACGUUCCUUUCGACGUUGAAGGAAGAGAUCUCGCCCGUGGUGAAAGCGCAUUAUCAUCUCCACAAGAUCCCUUCACCACACAACUUGCAUAUCAUACGCCUCUACUUCCUCCCCAAUUCUACCUUUGGCGGCCAUCGGACGAGUAUUCCUCGACGUCCAAAGCAUGCCACCGAUACCGCUCGAGUCAUGUAUAUCGCGCUUCCGGACAGUUGCCCUUAUGUUUACGUGUCUCUGUCCGGUGCAACUGGCUCGAAGUCGCAGAGCAAAGGGAUCAAGAAUUCCAAGGCAAGAGCCAUGGCAAAGAUGGAUAUGGCGGCGUUGAAGAAGAUCGUGCUGGAAGCGAUACCCAAGGCAUUGUCACGACCACACCAGCGCUGGGCAUUGGAAAGCACGAAGCUCAACGCUCGUUCGUUGCGGGCCUUGGCUGAACUGAAGGGGAAUCACAAACCCGGUUCAGGAGGAGGUGCAUACAGCAAAUUUGCGGAAGAUGAGAGGGCGCCCAACGUGGUGAUACUCGACACGCCAAUUCGUGAAGAUGAAGGAACUGAAGAUGAGAGCAGGAAUUUGAUGGUGGCAAAGAGAUUCGGUGCCAUGAAUGGAAAACACCAUGCUGCACUUGAUCGCGUCCAUGUCAAGCUCCAGGGUUUGGUAGAAGCCGACACCACUACAACUACCACCAUCACCACGGACAGUCAGGGACAGGAGACAUCAGAUGUUACCUUGGUUUUCAACGGGACUGAUGUUUUCAAGGGCUUGGAGCAACUUGCACAGUUGGGGGGGCAGUACGUGGAUUUGACCAAAAUGCCGGCGUGGAUGACUGGAGAGCUUGGAGUUAGCAACAUGACUGUAUAGAAGGUCGGUGGUGCAGACUAGAGACUGUUGGAUCAUGAUAUGUUACGACGAUGAUGAUGACGUUGGUGUUUGCUGCAAGGCGUUGGUGGCCCAUUCAAGGAAUGGUUGACUUUAUACGGAGCACAAAACUACGGAGCAAAAAAAUUGCAGAGAACGUAGUGAUGAGCGUGUCUGUGAGCGGAACCCUGGCAACGAUUGGUAUCCGCUUGUCUGCUAAGAUGUCAAAGUCCAGAAGAUCCAUGACUUGCUCCGUACCUAGGCAUAAUACGGAGUACGCGACGCGACCAACCCAGAGAUGCACGGGAUCCUUGCAAGGUACCUAGGUGAUCAUCACCGUCGUCAAGCUUUGAGGAGUGGAAUGAAUCUAUUCUGUUUGUUCCAGUUCUGUCCUGUCCUGUGGAGGAACUCCGGUAAUCUUACAAAAGCCAGUUAUUGUUGUACCUAAUGCCUCAAGAGUAUUCAAUAGUACGUGCUGGAG
Exophiala oligosperma is the source of this 1866-nucleotide messenger RNA. RefSeq lists its product as uncharacterized. Gene Ontology annotation, biological process: chromosome segregation; CENP-A containing chromatin assembly. The transcript has a single exon. NCBI's taxonomy places the organism in Eukaryota, Fungi, Ascomycota, Eurotiomycetes, Chaetothyriales, Herpotrichiellaceae. Bases 60 to 1388 code for a protein of 442 amino acids. The record is from RefSeq and is a predicted model, not a curated record.